Molecule: messenger RNA, 2058 nt
Organism: Eutrema salsugineum
Lineage: Eukaryota; Viridiplantae; Streptophyta; Magnoliopsida; Brassicales; Brassicaceae
Exons: 1
Coding region: 454-1842 (462 amino acids)
Source: RefSeq, a predicted model, not a curated record
UACUUCACUUCUGCUUUCUCAAAUCACAGAUCCCUCUCUCGUGCCUUCUCUCCCAACCUCUCCUCCAGAUUCCCGAAACCCUAAUCCCCAAAUUAGCUCAGAACAGAAAAAACCCAAUUCAUCAACUUUGCUGAGAAAGAGAGAUCGUACCCUAUAGUUAUGUAGGUAGAUAAUCGAGGAAUCCGAAUGGUAAAUAUGGAUCUGAAGUGGGUUAUGCUGAUGCUAAGACGUGCACCGAGAAGGGUCUGGUUAGGUUCGCAAAAUUCUACAGUUCUCCUCGUGGGUGGAAACCAUACCUCCUCCAGGUUUUGCACUCGCUAAAAAUCUCCUUCCUUUCUUCCUCCCCCAAAUUCAGCUUUUUUUCAAAAAAAAAAAUCUCUUCUUGAAAUCAUUCUACUUCCAAUCGAAUCUCUACUGCUCCGAUCUUUGUUUAACUCUUUGAGAAAUCUCGCCAUGCGCGUUGAGGCGUUGAAGCUGAAACCGAUGCCCAACUCUUUCCGUCGGCACGUGAUCCUACGCGCCCUCGUGAUCCUCUGCGCUUUCUCCGUUUUAUCUGUUCUUCGGAAUCUCGGCGGAGCUUACGAAGGAGAGAAUCACCACCCUUGUAAGGUCGACGAAUGCUCCGUGAAUUUCGCGUUUCUGGGUCCGUUCCUCUUCUCAGGCAACGGAUUGUUGUCCAAUAGGUUCCUCAAACCGGUUUGGAGCUCUCUCGAAUCGGAUAAAUGUAAGGAAAACGUGAAUUUGACUGCCGGAGUUGUUAGAGAGCUUAAAGGUAUGAACUUGCUGAGUAACGACGCGAAAGCUCUCUGUAUUGGCCGGAGAUCGGUUUCAGCUGUUCUUGCAAUGAACUUAGAAGGAAUCUCUGAUGUUCGUUUGGCUUACACGCCACCUGUUUUCGCUUUCAAGCACAGGAAGUUCACAAGUGAGCUACACUAUGAAGAUGCUUCCUUUAGUUUCGUCUUCUCUAUGGACCUUGAGACAGUUUCUGUCCCUGCUUCGAUUGUUUACGAAAUCGAGCGUAUCCUUGUACCCGGAGGAACCGGUGCUAUGCUUGUGGGUACUGCUAGUGUCUCUGACUCAAACGGUUUGGUCAGAUCGGUUUCCCCUGUUUCUUCACUGCUCAAGAACUCGAGUGUUGUUCAUGUUGCUUCCUUGGGUGAACAGGUUUUGGUUGUAUUCAGGAGAAAUGGCAAAGAUAGUUUCACUUUGGGUCAAAGCCAUGACCUUCCUGCUGAUUGCUCAUCCGUUGUCAACAACAGACCAUACAUUGAAUCAUUGGAGCCUCUUCUCGAGGAAAAACGUUCUGAUUUCGAGAGACGGAUUCAUUACUUGCCUGAGUUCAUUGAUCUCUCUUCUAGGAAGAGGCUGGUUUAUAUUGAUAUUGGAGCUACUGAUCAUCUAAAAGCGAGAUCGAAUUGGUUCUUCCCUUCAUACCCAAUUUCCAGGAAAGCUUUUAAUAGCUACUUUGUGCAUCACAACACAUCUAUCUUGACUUCUUAUGUCAAAAGCCCAGGUGUUACCUUCAUCUAUCACCCGGGACUCGCAGCAACGGAAGCAACGAUUGACGCCGGUCCUGGAGAUGAAGAAGAACCUUUUGUUGAAGAUGAUAGCUUUGAUUUUCUAGCAUGGUUCAAGGAAACAGCGAGCUUUGCUGACUUUGUGGUUCUGAAGAUGAACACAAGCGACGAGGAGCUGAAGUUUCUCACAGAGCUGAUAAAGACAGGAGUGAUCUGCUCAGUUGAUGAACUGUUUCUUCACUGCACUGGGUACAGAGACUGCACCGGUAUCAUUAAGAGCCUUAGAAAAAGUGGCGUCUUUGUUCAUCAAUGGUGGGAAGAGUAAAGAGCUCUGCAAAUGAAGCUUAAAAACUAAAACUAUAGGGUUUGAUUAAGUUAUGUUGUGUUGUUUUUCUAUGUUGCUACAAUCUUUGCUCAUGUAUAGAGCAAAGCCACAGAAGUUAGCUCCAGCGACUGGGCGCUUCUACGGUUCUACCUAAAAUAAUCAGUCGCCAAUAUGAACUUUGUAUUUGUGCUUUUCAAUGAAGUUGUUAUGUUGUGU